GCGCGGGGCUUGUAUGGAUCAGAUCAGCCACACCCAGCAGCAGCAACAACCGCGUGCCUUCUUCCAUCUUCUUCCUCCGGCCGGCAACUGGAGUAGACUUUGAGCGUUGCUCGGACAUGGCUUCUUCGGCUGUUCUCCUUAUAACCGGCGUCGUCGUCGUUGCUGGCGCGCUGCUGCUUUCGCAGGUGGAGGCCGAGCUGCAGAAGGUGCAGCACUCGCCCAAGGAGCACGGGUCGCUGACGGUGCUCGCCGUCGGUGACUGGGGGAGGGCCGGGCAGUACAACCAGACUCUGGUCGCCGAGCAGAUGGGGGUGGUCGGGGAGAAGCUGAGCGCCGACUUCGUGAUCUCCACGGGCGACAACUUCUACAACGACGGCCUCGCCGGCGACAACGACACGGCCUUCUUCAGGGCCUCCUUCAGCGACAUCUACACCGCCGACAGCCUCCAGAAGCCUUGGUACAUCGUCCUUGGCAACCAUGACUACACCGGAGACGCGCUCGCGCAGCAGAGCCCCGCCAUCCGGGACGUCGACACCCGGUGGACCUCCGUCAACAAGUCAUUCAUCGUCGAAUCAGGCAUCGUGGACUUCUUCCUGGUGGACACGUCGCCGUUCGUGCUCAAGUACUGGAACGAGAGCAAGUUCGACUGGAGGAACGUGGCGCCUCGUGACACCUACAUCUCAAAUCUCCUCAAGGAUCUGGAGGAGGCCCUGACGGCGUCCAAUGCGACGUGGAAGGUGGUCGUGGGCCACCACCCCAUCAGCAGCGGCUGCGAGCACGGCAACACCACCGAGCUCCGGGAAUACCUCCUCCCAGUCCUCAAGACACAUGGGGUUGACAUGUACCUGAACGGCCACGACCACUGCCUGCAGCGGACCAGCAGCACCGACAGUCCGGUGGAGUUCGUGACGAGCGGCGGCGGGUCGAAGGCGUGGGCGGGCAAGUUCAAGCCGACCUCCGACAAGAUGGAGUUCCUGUACGACGGGCAAGGGUUCCUCUCCAUGCAGCUCACCGCCGCGGAGGCCCGCUUCGCCUUUUACGACGUCUCCGGCGAGGUCCUGCACGCCUGGGAGCUCACCAAGUCGCCUACCGGCGCGAGGAUCGUGAGCUGAUCAACGUAGUAACUGAAGCGGCAUUGUUCAAUUAAUCCGUGCGAAUCGGACGCAAAUGCUUCGAUCGAUCUCUACAUGCUAUAGUGUCUUGUCUUGCGCCUGUUUGUGCGCGCGCGCUCGGACCGUGUACCAUUGUGACAAAAUGUCAGUAAUGUUCAUUGAUUGAUUGACUGUACUCGUCUGUUGAAUAAGUUAACAAAGACUGUUGGCUCAUUUUGCUGCAA
Brachypodium distachyon (stiff brome) is the source of this 1336-nucleotide messenger RNA. Its product is annotated as purple acid phosphatase 4. The transcript is spliced from 7 exons. Lineage: Eukaryota; Viridiplantae; Streptophyta; Magnoliopsida; Poales; Poaceae. The record is from RefSeq and is a predicted model, not a curated record. Bases 117 to 1112 code for a protein of 331 amino acids. Gene Ontology annotation, molecular function: ferrous iron binding; ferric iron binding; acid phosphatase activity.